ACACAGCUCAUCACCGCACUGCUCACUUCUUGUAUUCUACAGCAAAAGACAGAAUCUGCAGAAGAAACAGCACAAAAUGUCGAAAAUCGGUCUUGACGACCUCACUCCGCAGGGCACAGUCCGCAAACCGGACCUCUCGAUCGAAAUCCCGCCGCCGCCGUAUGCGAACCACAAGUCAUCUUCCGCCACGGCCGCGCUGCUCGUCCACACGCCCUACUCGCCUGGAUAUUAUGACGAAGACAACGAAGAAGACUACGGCGAUGGUCUGUUUGAGAACACCAGACGCCAGCCUCGCGUCAACUCGUACGCGGUCGGUCGCGCGCUCAGACUGUUCAAGUGGCCGAUCGUUAUCUCAACCCUCGUCGCGGCCUGUCUCUCGCUCUCCCUCGUCGCCUCGCAUCUCGUAAAGACCUCUGCGCCGGCUAUGUACGCAAAGCAGAGCAUCAACCUCAACCUCACCUCUGUCUCGAUCGUGCAGAUGUCUUCGAACGGCAUCCACACACACGUCGUCGGCGAGAUCUCAUUCAACUCGUCCAGGGUGCAGGACCGCACCACCCGCGCGGUCGGUCGGAUCGCGACGCUGAUUAUGCGCAAGGCUGAGACAAAGGAGACGACUAUGGAUAUCUCGCAUGUGGAUGAGUCUGGUCAUCCGAUCACGAUCGGACAGGCGUCCGUGCCAAACAUUGUUGUUGACAUCCGCGACGGUCACACUACGCCCAUUGAUUUCAUCAGCACCGUCAAGGAUGUGGCGGCUAUCUCCGACAUCGCAAAGUUGGUUGAGGAGUAUUUGCAUGGAGAGUUGAAUGGAGCGGUUUUUAGGGGUGAUGUUGAUUUGCCUCUGAGAUCUGGAAUCUUGCCACUUGGAACUCAUCACGUUGCCCACGACGUUCAUCUUCAGUGUAUGUGUUUUUAUUUCCUACUGCUUUUGUUUUAACUAUGGGACUAACAAUGGUGUAAAGCAUCCGGUACUGGAUCUAUUCCAUUCUCU
Molecule: messenger RNA, 988 nt
Organism: Myxozyma melibiosi
Lineage: Eukaryota; Fungi; Ascomycota; Lipomycetes; Lipomycetales; Lipomycetaceae
Exons: 1
Coding region: 77-934 (285 amino acids)
Source: RefSeq, a predicted model, not a curated record